This is a messenger RNA of Eurytemora carolleeae, 1682 nucleotides long. RefSeq lists its product as uncharacterized. Lineage: Eukaryota; Metazoa; Arthropoda; Copepoda; Calanoida; Temoridae. Gene Ontology annotation, molecular function: serine-type endopeptidase activity. The transcript is spliced from 11 exons. Bases 16 to 1635 code for a protein of 539 amino acids. Gene Ontology annotation, biological process: proteolysis. The record is from RefSeq and is a predicted model, not a curated record.
GAAAUCAGUCUAAAAAUGAACAAAGGAGUAAUGAGACUCCUAUUGAUACUAUUGUGUUAUUUCUUACUGAGAACAUAUGGAUCAGCAUCUAGCACCUGUCCUAGUGGCAGGGUUAAAGUUCAGGGGAGAAAACAGUUCAAUGUGAUCCCAGGAUCCCCGCCAGUGCACCUUGGUUGUAAACAGGAUUCGAAAAUGUUGCAAGAUGACAAAGGAGCCAACUAUUGUUUAGCUAGAAAUCCAAAUCCACAAAAAUUAACAAAAGUUCAAUGUCAGAAUUUGCCAGAAAGCUGUUCUAAUGAGUGUGGAAGGGAGAACUCUCCUAUGGUAAUAAACAGAAUUCAAGGGGGAAAUUACACAUCAUCUCACAGAUAUCCCUGGAUGGCUUCUUUGCAAGAAAAAAACGGCAGCCAGAUUUGUUCAGCUUCAAUAAUAUCUCCAAGAGCUAUAUUGACUGCUGCUCAUUGUUUUGAUCCCCCAGUUCCUACCGAUGUAUAUGCAGUUGUUGGUAUCAAUGAUUUGGUCCAUGAAAAGCAGGAAGGGCAAAGAGUGAAAAUAAAGAAACAUAUCAUUCACCCUAAUUAUAACAAACAUAAUGGUGGUCUAUCUCUUUUUGAAUAUGACAUUGCUAUAGUAAUAACUGAAAAUAUUGAAUUUAAUCAAAAUGUUGGACCAAUAUGCCUGCCUCAGAAAGAAACUGCUAUUAAUGAAGGAGAAGAGGCUCUAAUACUAGGCUGGGGGAAAGAUGAAGAUCUUAGUAAAGUACUAACUGAUAACAAAAUAAUUACAAAACCGCAGCUGGAUCCAGUAGAGUUUAUGUUAAACUCACUUCAAGUUAACACAACAAGUGGAAUGAUUGAUUCCAAGAAAGAAGAAGAGUUUCUGAAAAAGCUGUUUUUAAAGUUUAAAGAGAUGUACCCAAACUUUGAAAAGGUCUAUGAUCAAAAAAUGAACUUCUUGAAACCUGCCGGCAUAAGCAAUGCAAGUAAAAAUGAACUAACAUUACAAAUGCAAGUGCUUCUGAAACCUAAACUAGAAGAAAAAAUUGAAGAAUCUGUAUACAAACGAAGAAUUUUUUCUUUUGUUCUUGAGGAUGCUGCAAAAAUAUUUAGGGAAGUGCUCUUAGCUCCAGAUAAUACAGAAAAUAUUGAAUUAAAAAAUAUAUGUUCCAAGUGCAACAAAAAUUGGAACUGGAUUUUUAACUAUAUAGAGGAAAGCAAAAACUGGAUGUCUCCCUAUUCUACUAACAGGCUAAAAGAAGCUCAAUCAUACUUGAUGUCCAAGGAUGAAUGCACAAAAAAAAUCAAGCAGUAUAAUUUAAACAGUUUUCAAGCUAAAAGUAAUAUAUCCAUUGAAAACCCAUCUAUGAUGUGUAUAAAGCCGAGUACUGGAAGUGCAUGUCCUGGAAACUCCGGAAGUCCUUCUGCUGUUAAGAUAGACAACAAGUUUGUUCAAGUUGGAGUAACAAGUGCUGCACUGCCUGGCAAUUAUAAGCUUCCUAUACCUUGUAAAUGUGGUUGUGAGGAUGAAGAUGGUCGUAAACCUAAUCUUCAUCAACGUGUUAGUAUCUGCAUGGUCUGGAUCAUUCAACAGUUGGAGAAUUAUGAUGCAAAUCCUUGUAAAUUAAAUUAUCUAUAAUUUUUGGACCCAUCUAAAUAAAUAAAUAAAUAAAUAAAUAAAUAGAG